Molecule: messenger RNA, 1566 nt
Organism: Aspergillus nidulans FGSC A4
Lineage: Eukaryota; Fungi; Ascomycota; Eurotiomycetes; Eurotiales; Aspergillaceae
Product: protein ndtA
Exons: 3
Coding region: 1-1566 (521 amino acids)
Biological process (GO): regulation of DNA-templated transcription
Cellular component (GO): nucleus
Molecular function (GO): DNA binding; DNA-binding transcription factor activity
Source: RefSeq, a predicted model, not a curated record
AUGCCAGAUUUCAGGGCGCACCGCGCCCCCGCACUUCAUCCCCCCACAGGAACAGGAUAUAACGUCCCGAGAGCUACGCCUUUCCCGCCAUUGACACCCCUCAGCGAUAUUCCUAGACCGCAAUAUACGAAUAAUCCUCGUCUUGAUUGUGGUAUUGAUCGAAGUCUCAUUUUUGGGCAGCCUGGAACGAUGUAUUUGGACCAGCGUGUAGCUGCGCCUACGGCUGAUGCGCCUCCAUUCCAUGAAACCAAUACCCUCCAUACUGUUUUCACUUCCCAAAACCACUCUGUCCGAACAGAGAUUGGAGCCAAAAUUCACAAAGGCUUCUUUCAGGUCGACGAUAAGUGGACCUGCUACCGGCGGAACUAUUUCUCAAUCUCAUGUUCGUUUUCCUUUCAGCAGGGAGCCCAGGGUCCAUUCUUCCUGAAAUUUGACAACCGCAGCGAAAGAAUUCAACAAUUCUCCAUGUCAAUAUCAGCGAUUGUGAAUGAACAACAUAACGAAGUCCGUGAGCUUGUGCAGCACACGCCGAAACGCGACAAACAAUCAGAGAGGCCACCACAAAGGGUAGUAUUACAGCCCACUCAGAAUCCAGGAAUGGUGCCCAGUCUGGGAUCAACAUCAACGAGUGCUCAGCACGGAUUUCCUCUGAUGUCUCAGUCCGCUGGGUUAGGUAUGGAGUAUGGUUCAACGUACGGCGGUGCUCCGCAGCAGCCGCAACCUCCGACACAGCACACCUUCGAACGCAUCCAAUUCCAGAAAGCGACUGCAAACAAUGGGAAGCGGCGCGCACAGCAGCAGUAUUACAACUUGGUGGUUGAUCUUUACGCCGAAAUAUCUAAUCAACUUGGCAGCACAGAGUGGAUCAAGAUUGCCCGCAGACUGUCGUAUCCAAUGGUUGUUCGGGGACGCUCACCCGGCCACUACAAAGACGGCCGACGAGAUAGCUCGACGAGUAUGGGACCUGACGGAGGAAGCGGGGGAGCGGGGGAUGGAGGCGGAGGGGCUGUCCUGCCUCCGGGACUCGGACAAACCUCACGCUCCCAUAUCACCCUCAUGCCGGACUCGUUCCAACGCGGUGGCCAUAGCUACAGCAGGUCUGAUUACCAUCAAAUGACAACGGCAGACCACUCACCCCUCAGUGCAAGUCCACACAUUUCAUCCUCCUCGUCGUCUACCUUUGAUAUUGGCAUGAUGAGUGAUUCGCUAGAUCCAAUGGACUCAAUAAAAAGUACCUCUAGUAUUGAGCCAUAUCAGGAGUCAGGCUAUGGCAUGAUGGACAUUCGAAAGGAUAACCACUUUCGCAAUCACCCGCCGCAUUACGAGUUCGAUGCUAUAUCUAAGGCGAACGAACAUCCGGAUACCAGCUUCUCUGAAGCAUACGACCCGAUUGUAUCUAUGGUAGCCAACGACUCUGGGGACUCCCAUUUUCUUAAGCAUCCUCCGCGCUAUCAUCACGCGAGCCCGAACGGUUACGACACUAUUUACCCUGCCCGAUCAGGAAACGGCAGCAGUGGGAGCAGCCCGUAUUAUCGGCUUCCAGCGUCGCAGAGCCUCUGCACCUGA